This is a messenger RNA of Ilyonectria robusta, 504 nucleotides long. RefSeq lists its product as uncharacterized. The record is from RefSeq and is a predicted model, not a curated record. Lineage: Eukaryota; Fungi; Ascomycota; Sordariomycetes; Hypocreales; Nectriaceae. The transcript is spliced from 3 exons. Bases 1 to 504 code for a protein of 167 amino acids.
AUGCUUAGAGAACCGGCGAAGGAUUUACUGCUCAAUAAGGCAUCUGAUGGGAUCCUGCCUUCUGGUAUGGGGCACCAGCACCAUGCUAUCUUCUCAAGGUCGCUGGAGGUUCUAUCGAGGACGCUCCGACGCGACAUGUACAGCCUACGUGCCCCAGGGUUGCCCAUCGAUCAAGUCUCCCCGCCUGACCCUGACCCAUUAGCUUCGACCCGAUAUCCUUGUAUCUACUGGGUUGACCAUCUCGGUGACUCGAAUCCCACGCAGGGGAUGAGACAUGGCGAGGCUUCGCAGAACGGCGGUGUCGUCCACACUUUCCUCAGAAAGAAGUAUCUGUAUUGGUUAGAAGCUCUCGGUCUGUUGCAUGUUCGAGACGCGCGUCGAUUUAUUCUUUCCCACAAACGGGCAGUAGAGAUUGCUCCGUUGCAAGUAUACGCAUCAGCCCUCGUGUUUAGUCCUCCCCGCGGCUUAGUGAGAGGGCUUUUCAAGGAGGAAGUACCGGAAUGA